AUGAAAGGUAGGAAAAGUAGACAGACCCACAACGGCCAAGAAGAUGACAUCGAGAAGGUGUCUUGUCACGUGAAGAUCAUCCUCUUUUCCAUGUUGGGUAACGGCGACGACCUUCAAGAUGAUUUUGUUCCAGAUGCUAACUUAGAGGAGGAGGAGGAAGAGAGCCUGGAGGAAUCAGAAUACGGUGUUAAUCAGAAUCAACCUGGAUCCACAGCAGAGUCAUCGGAUGCAAAGAAGCGCAAACGAUUACGGGAAAGGGAGAAAUUUAAAAAAAGAAGAAAACUUGCGUCUGGUGCCAACGAGGAAGUUGACCUGGAGCAUUCAGACGCCGAACAAUCGCCUCACGAGCUUGCAGAAUAUCUAGCAGUCCUUCAAGCCAAGGCACUGAACAAGCUUCCCCUUGAACUCGACGAUCUCCUUAUACCUCCCACCUCUAUUGCUGACACAACAAUGUGGUCCAGCUCGAGAACAUUGGACAAUUUUAUCGACUUUGUCGGCAAAGUCUUGCCAAGUCUCCGGUUACGCCUCUCUCAACGAUCAAAAACGAAUGGCUCUCCGACUUUAUUGUUUGUUGCAGGAGCAGCGCUUCGAGUGGUAGACGUAACGAGGGUGCUCAAAGACAAAAAGUUGCGUGGGGACAAAGGCGGAGAAGUUGCGAAACUGUUCGCCAAACACUUCAAGUUGUCGGAACACAUUUCAUAUCUGCGGCGAACCAAAAUUGGUUCAGCUGUUGGAACUCCCGGCAGAAUAGGCAAAUUGUUGGAAGCGGAUGCCCUCUCGGUCUCCCAACUAACGCACAUUAUUCUCGAUGUGACUUUCCGAGAUGCCAAAAAACGCAACAUGCUAGACAUUCCAGAAACCAGGGAGGAGGUUUUCAAGACAGUUCUGGGUGCACCAAAGGUGUUGGAAGGGAUUCGCAGUGGUAAAAUCCAGGUUGUGUUGCUGUGA
Messenger RNA from Mycena indigotica, 948 nucleotides. RefSeq names its product Protein cms1. The transcript has 4 exons. Gene Ontology annotation, cellular component: nucleus; 90S preribosome. The coding region runs from base 1 to 948 and encodes 315 amino acids. The record is from RefSeq and is a predicted model, not a curated record. Lineage: Eukaryota; Fungi; Basidiomycota; Agaricomycetes; Agaricales; Mycenaceae.